AUGGAGAAUUCAGGCAUCGGACGAUGGUUCGAGUACGAGUCGGGACACGCGUGGUGCGAGAGCGCCUACAAGUACCAGACGCUUCCGUACGUCGCCGAGUUCGCUAACACGGUGACCAACUUGCCGAUCAUCGUGCUUCCCCUCGUGAACAUCAUGCUGCUCCGACAGUACCUGCAAAAUGUGAACGGCGGGCUCGUCUUCCCGCAGCUGUUGCUCACUUUCAACGGACUCGCCUCCACCUAUUACCACGCGACGCUCAAUCUCUUCGGUUAGUCCAUUUCCUCCCACGUGUUUCUCUCAUCUCGUCAUCCUUCAGGUCAGCUGGUCGACGAACUCUCUCUCGUUUGGAUUAUCACUGUGUUCCUUGUAGUCUACAUUCCCAUCAUGAAAUGGUUUCCCAAACAGUUUUCCGAGCGAUUGUGAGAAAUAGCAUGGAAGAUGAUAUAAUCGUUUUCCGUUUUGCAGGACUCUCGUCAGAUGGGUCGUCCUCAUCGUUACUGCCCUCAUCUCUGCUCUCUGCUUCCUCGAGCCCAAUCUCAACGCCGUCGCCCUCAUGCUAUUCUCCAUUCCGGCUGCGGUUGUGAUCAACUACGAAGGAAGACAGUAGGACUGGCACGUGACUAUGAAUUUUAACUUGAAUUGUAUUCAGCUCUGGCAUCCCGGACAUUGAGUCAUUCCCCGGCCGAAUCCUGGCUCUCUGGGGGACCGCCUUCUCUUUCUGGUUCGCCGACCGCCUUCUCUGCGACUUCUGGCUCUACCUCGGUGAGACUCUCUGAUCGUCCGAUCCUUCUCAACCCUCUUUCUCCGCAGGAACUCCAUACCUUCAUGCUCUGUUCCACUUGCUCGCCGGCCUCGCUGGCUACACAAUCUUCAUCAUGUUCUCGAUGAUCGACAUCGAGAGCCGAUCGAGUUCCCAUCAAUACACGGCCGCCGUCCGCUAUUUCCCGGACAAGAACGGUUCAAUUUUCUCGUUCCCAUAUAUUUCCCUCAAAGAACGAUCUCAGUGAGUGAAUUGUGUCCGUCCGUCCGUCCCCUGUGCAAUGUGCAAUGUGUCCAUAAAUGUUUGCUUGUUCUUUUGUUCAUUUAUGUGUUCUUCGUCCAGGGACCGUUCUUGGCAUCAACAUGCUUUUCAGCAAAGUGGCAGUGCCAGCCUUCGACUCCAACGGCAACACGAGGCCAGACUCACAAGAAGACGUUGCCACGUGA
Messenger RNA from Caenorhabditis sp. 36 PRJEB53466, 1206 nucleotides. The record is from the annotation of a GenBank genome assembly. Lineage: Eukaryota; Metazoa; Nematoda; Chromadorea; Rhabditida; Rhabditidae.